Messenger RNA from Durusdinium trenchii, 663 nucleotides. Lineage: Eukaryota; Dinophyceae; Suessiales; Symbiodiniaceae. The record is from the annotation of a GenBank genome assembly.
AUGGUGCGGCUGUGCGUGGUUUGCGAGGCAAUUCCUGGCGGCAGCUCGCCGACCCUGAGCGCUGAGUAUCAGGUCCUCGUUGACUUGGGCGUGGCGCGAGCCGAUUCGACAGCGGAUCGACCUCGCCUCUGCCGCCAUUGCUCGCACUGGCGGGCGAAAGCGCUGCGGGUGGUGGAGUUCGUGGCAGUUUGGAUCGGAGCUUUUGUGACCGUGCUUCAGCGGCUGUUCCCGGAGGAUCGCGCGCUGAAGCGGCCUGAGCUGGUGGAGCGCCGCAACGCGCUCCAGGUCCGUGGUGUCCCUCUGGGUGCAAUCUCCUUGGGCCGUUGCAGCGACAGUGCUUUGGAGGAGCUCGUCAUGGCGACGAAGUCCCAAUGGCAUAGGUCUGGCAUAGGCCAACGGGCCUGCCCUUGGCACGCCUCGCAGAAGGGGCCCGCUCUGAGCAAAGCAGCGCGCUGGCUGCGGUCGUGUCACGAUCGCGCGCGGCGCAUGGGGGCGAAGAAGGUUUUGCCAUGUCGAAGGGCGGAAAUGACUCCCAACUGUUACUGUUGUGUCGCCCGACUGGUCCACUGGUCCAUCCUUCUGACCGAGAAGCAGCAAGGAUACCUUGCAGCGCCGCCGCAGAGUCCAAACGCUGCAGAAACAUGGGGUCACUGCGAAAUUUGA